Messenger RNA from Penicillium samsonianum, 1161 nucleotides. RefSeq lists its product as uncharacterized. The transcript has 4 exons. The record is from RefSeq and is a predicted model, not a curated record. Lineage: Eukaryota; Fungi; Ascomycota; Eurotiomycetes; Eurotiales; Aspergillaceae. The coding region runs from base 1 to 1161 and encodes 386 amino acids. Gene Ontology annotation, molecular function: dioxygenase activity.
AUGGCAACUUUGACUCAACCUCCCGCCCCAGUUCCAGGAUCUGAUAUUCCGACGUACAGCCAGGUCCCGGAGACUUCUUUUGAUCGUAAGCUCUUUGCGUCCUCCACUCAGCUCUACUGCAGAAUCCAAGAUCCUGUGGACUGGGCGGACCUCGCCACCUUGGAUCUGUCCCUGUUUGACCAGCCCGGUGGUAAAGAGCAGUUAGCCAAGCAGCUCUUUGAGGCUAUCCAGAACAUAGGCUUCUUUUAUAUUACCAACUUUGGCCUGUCGCAGGAAGAUGUUGACCGCCAAUUCUCUAUUGGUCAGGAGAUCUUCAAACUUCCAAUAGAGGAGAAACUUAAGUUUCGUGCGGAGCUUGAGAAGGGUGGUUACAAUGGUUACAAGCCAAUGGGUCUCCGGGAAAUCAGUCCGGGUGUUUAUGACAAGACAGAAAUUUACAACAUCCCGAAAUUCAUCCCAGCCCUCGAGCUUCCCCAACCGGACAUUGUGAACCAAAAUCGUCCCAUUAUCGAGGGCUUCGCACGCCAUAUUCAUGACCAAAUCGCGGCCAAACUUCUCACGCUCUUCGCCAUCAUCCUCGAGCUACCCGAGGACCAUUUCUUAAAUGUGCAUCGCUAUGACGAGAAGAGCGAUUGCCACCUACGGUAUAUGAAGUACCACCGACGUUCAGACGAAGAAAAUGAGAAGGCCGCCAAGAUUUGGUCGAAGGGUCAUACCGACUUUGGCAGCUUGACCUUGCUGUUCCGCCAACCCGUUGCUGCACUGCAGGUUCGCACCCCGGAGGGCGAGUGGAAGUGGGUCAAGCCGUAUCCUGGGAGCAUUACGGUUAAUCUUGCGGACUCCCUCCAUUUCCUCACCAACGGCUUCCUCAAGAGCAGCAUACAUCGUGUCGUUGCACCGCCGCCGGAUCAGAGGAACGUAGAUCGUCUGGGUGUUUUGUACUUUGUUCGACCGGAGGAUAGCCUCGAGCUGCGGCCUGUUGUGAGUGAAGUUUUGCAUCGGCUGGGAUAUGAUCAGACAACUGAUAACAGUGCGGUUGGUAUCACUGCUGGUGAGUGGGUGAAGGCGAGAGUCGCCAAGGGAGUUGACAAAGGUGUGGCUCGGAGUGAAGUUGGAGAUCAGCCUAUCAUUGGGGGCGUGGUAGCUAAAUAUUACGAUUAA